Molecule: messenger RNA, 3830 nt
Organism: Poecilia reticulata (guppy)
Lineage: Eukaryota; Metazoa; Chordata; Actinopteri; Cyprinodontiformes; Poeciliidae
Source: RefSeq, a predicted model, not a curated record
AGUUCCUGAACUGUUGCAGCGCUCCGUGCUGCCGCUCACUCUCUCUUGAAUCUUGGUUAUUCAGAGGCACCAAAGAGACAACAAAAAAUCUUGGACUGGACUCGCAACUCGGAAGCAUUUACAGAAGGAGAGAAGGCAAAAAUUAAAAAGAGCGACAGGGAUCAGAGGAGUGCAACGUUUUGCACACAGUGAGCAUCCAGCUGCCAUGGGGAAAACAUGAGCAACUGCAGGAAUAUGAGGAGUAAUGCUGCUGAGUGAACUUUGUGGAUAUCACUGAAUUCAUUCCCUUAAACUUUGGGAGGGAGUUGACUGUAAAGACAGAAAAGGUGGGACUCUGGAAACAGGAACUCUCUGAGAAGCAUGGCGGCCACCAGCCCUUCCUCCUGCCACCCUUUUCUCUUCUUCUUCCUUUCCUUCCUGGUCAGCCGACCAGUGCUCACCCAGGACACUUCCUUCUCCACGGCGACAGUAACCGAGGGGGACCCUGCUUUGACCCCUACCAAGCUGUCUAACCAGACAGCGCUUAGCUUUGAGGACGUAACCCAAGGCACUCCUCCAGAGACGGGGCUCUCCACCCCCACCAGCGGUGGCGACGCCGAUGACGAGGACGUCCCACCGAUUGGAGGGACCCGUUGCCAGGGUUACUAUGACGUAAUGGGCCAGUGGGACCCACCGUUUAACUGCAAUGCUGGGGUCUUCCUGUACUGCUGUGGCACCUGCUUUUAUCGCUUCUGCUGCCAGUUCCGUCAGCAGAGGCUGGACCAGACCAUCUGCUCCAACUAUGACACGCCCAUCUGGGCCAACACCGGGAAGCCUGUGGCCACCAUCACUGAAGGCCAGGGGGAUUCAGACCGCGACCGGACGCACCUCAUCGUUUACAUCAUUUGCGGCGUUGUCGCCGUCAUGGUGUUGGUGGGCAUCUUCACCAAACUGGCUCUGGAGAAGACCCGAGGAGGAAGUGGAGGAGGGGCAGGGAUACCUCAGACUGACCUCAACUCCAGGACGCUGACGGACCUGCUGAAGCAGCAGGGCAGCGAGGCAAACUCGCUCGAGAACGCUGCAUCUGGAUCGCCCAGCGGAGGGAGAGCCAACGGCGUCUCAGCCAGGAUGCCACGCAGCAGGAGUGAACAGUACCAGCUGAAUAACGCAGCCUAUGGUGCAUUUGGACAGGGCCUUCCGCAGCCGCAUAAUAACCACAGCACACUGGGACUCAACAAGUACGCCUCCCUCAAAGCUGUGGCAGAAACCGCUUCCCGUAGCUACUAUAAGAGCUUUCCUGUCAUGGACUUCUCCAGUUACCAACCCGUAGCGCCUCCUGCCUUCCAGCCCUCGCAGCCUAAGGAGAAGUCCUACAUCCACCAGCCUCUGCCAGGGCACCGCGACCUCCACACCCCUCUGUCCAUCUCCAUCCCGUCCAACCACCUGGAGCACUCGCGCCUCCCCAAGACCACCACGCACCCGUUCAUCUCCAAUUCGGCCUUCAAAGCCUGGGAGCCGGCCGCCCGCCACGUCCACAGACAGACCUCCGCUCCAGCGCACACCUCCUCCUCUCUGCACAGCUCCACCCGGAGACACGGCUACUCAACACGGCGGCAGCAGAGCAUAGAGAACCUGCAAGAAGUUGUCAACCAGUCCUACGGAGCCAAAAGAUUCAAGAGAAGAUUUGCAGAACAGAUUGGCAGAUGUAAACUACGAAAGCUGCUUCAACAAGACGAAUUGAAGGGCGUCCAAUCAGAGCUGAAAGCCGGCCAGAUGGCGGAGUGGAACGCUUUCUACCAGAAUGAGGACGAGGAGCAAGAACAAGAGGAAGCGGAGCAGUCUGGAGGAGAUUACAAAGUGUCAGGCAGAGACAGCCUGGUCUUCUUGGUCGACGCCUCUAAGGAAAUGUUCAUCAAAGGCGAAGAUGGACAACCCUCUAACUUUGACAUGACCAUGCAGGUCGUGCGGAGCGUGUACACCAGUAAGAUCAUUAGCAGCCACCGGGACCUGGUGGCUCUGGUGUUCUACGGCACAGAGCAGAGCAAGAACCAGAGGAACUCAUUCAAACACGUUUACGUGUACCACGAUCUCGACGAACCAGGUGCGAAGUGGGUUCAGGACGUGGAUGCUCUGCACGGUGAGAAAGGCGCGCAGCUGGCGGCGGAGACCCUGGGGAGCGGGGAGACGUCUCUGGGCGACGCCCUGUGGUGCUGCGCCAACCUCUACAGCGACAUCAAGCUGCGCCUUUCGCAGAAACGCCUCAUGAUCUUCACCUGCAGGGACGAUCCACACGGGGGCGACAGCGCCAGGGACCGACAGGCCCGCACCAAAGCCAGCGACCUGAAGGAGACCGGUGUUCUCAUCGAUUUAAUGCACCUGAUAAAACCGGGCGGCUUCGACGUGUCGCUCUUCUUCCGGGACAUCGUGAGCCCGCCUGAGGACGACAGCGAGCUCGGCCUGCAGCUGGAGCCAUGCAACAAACUGGAGGACCUUCAGAAGCGGGUCCGGGCCAGAGAGACCAAAAAGAGAGCCUUGGCAAGGUUAAGCUUGACUCUUGGUGAGGGUCUAAACGUAGCAGUGGGCGUGUACGCAACUGCGGUGUUGGCUCGGAAACCCGCCUCCGUCAGACUGUACCGGGAAACCAACGAACCGGUGCGCAGCAAAACCCGCACCUUCCACACUCAGACCGGCAGUCUGCUGCUGCCCAGCGAGAUAAAGAAGGCCCAGGUGUACGGUAGGAAACAAAUAGUGAUGGAGAAGGAUGAAGUGGAUGCGAUCAAGAAGUUUCACGACCCGGGACUGUUUCUGAUCGGAUUUAAGCCGAUGGAAAAACUCAAACUGCAUCAUCACAUUCGACCUUCUGUCUUCAUCUACCCUGAGGAGGGCGAAGUGAAAGGAAGUGCCUGUCUGUUCUCUGCCCUGUUGAAGAAGUGUGUCGAGAGAAACGUGUUUGCUCUGUGUCGCUCCGUCUUCCGCCGAAACUACCCACCCAGAUUUGUUGCCUUGGUGCCUCAGACAGAAGAGGUCGACGAAGGGAAGGUCCAGAUCACACCUCCAGGUUUCAAUGUCAUCUACCUGCCAUAUGCCGAUGACCUGCGAACUCUGGAUCCUCCUAAAUGUCCGCCGGCCUCACAAACACAGGUUAACAAGAUGAAGGAGAUCGUCCAGAAGCUCCGCUUCAAGUACAGGAGUGAUGCAUUCGAGAACCCAGUCCUGCAGCAGCACUUCAGGAACCUGGAGGCUCUGGCUCUAGACAUGAUGGCUCCAGAGGACAUUGAGGAUCUCAUCAUGCCUAAAGUGGACCAGAUUGACCAGCGGCUCGGCCCUCUAGUGGACGAGUUUAAGGAUCUGGUCUACCCUGCUGGGUACAACCCAGAGAGCAAACCGGCUCCCAAACGGAAAACGGCCGACGUCGGAGCCGGGGCCGGGGCCGAGAAGAAGCCCAAAGUGGGGGUGACGGCGGACGAGCUGAAGGCCCACAUGGAGAACGGCACUCUGGGAAAGCUGACCGUGGCAGUGCUGAAGGAGGCCUGCAAGCAGUUUGGGAUCAAAACCACCGGGACCAAGAAGCAGGAUCUGAUAGACGCUCUGAGCGAGCGACUGGGUUCAUGAGGGCAGUUUCAAACGCUUUCAGACGCUUUCAGAUGUUCAGGGAGAUUUUUUUUUAUGCGUCGGAUUAGAAAAAUAGUGAAAGUUAAGUGGAAGAAUAAGCUGAACGUCUUCACUUGUAUUGUGAAAAUCCCAGAUUUUCUUUUCCAGGUGGAACCACUGGCACACGCCUGUAAUUAAACAGACAACAAGUGAUGAUUAUUGAUAAUGUGUUGCAUUAAAACGUUUCUUUAUAAAAGCGA